Messenger RNA from Eutrema salsugineum, 2169 nucleotides. RefSeq lists its product as uncharacterized. The record is from RefSeq and is a predicted model, not a curated record. Gene Ontology annotation, molecular function: zinc ion binding. The transcript is spliced from 2 exons. Bases 1 to 2169 code for a protein of 722 amino acids. NCBI's taxonomy places the organism in Eukaryota, Viridiplantae, Streptophyta, Magnoliopsida, Brassicales, Brassicaceae.
AUGGCUCAAAUUCCAGUUGUGUACGGUGAGUGGAAGUUUAAGGAGAAUUCAUGGCAUUUUGUUGUUGACAUGGGCAAAGGUGGAAGAAUGUGGUUUUUGAACGAUGGUUGCACCUUUGGGCAGCUUACUGAAAUGGCGCGAGAUGAUUAUAAUUUGGGCAAGAAGACUGGGAUCAUCGAGUUAACCUACGCACUACCAGUCUCAAUGUUGCAAAAUAUGGCUCCAGAUACACCUCCAAUGCAUGUCACCAAUGAUAGACAAGUUUCAAGCUUGAUUGCGUUAAGCAGAGUACAUUUGUUACGCCUUUGUGUGUCCUGUCGAGUGGAGAUGGAUACUGAGGAGAACCAGGAACGAUCAGAUGAAGAGUUUGGUGAAGAUGUUGAGGAAAAUUCAGAACAUUCAACCGAUGAUGAGGCAGACAGUUCUGAUGUGAACGACGAUGGAGAAGAUGUCGACGAUGCAGCUUACUCUGACGGAGAAGAUUACAGUGUCUACGGAAAAGUGAAAGAUGAAGAUGAUGAUGAAGAUGAAGUCUGUAUUGAAAAGGUCAGAACCCGAUAUGGUGAAACAGGAAGCACACCCAUGUCAUGGUCUGAUAAUAUAUAUGUUGGGGCAAGUUUCCUUACAAAAGAGAAGCUGUUAUCAGAGGUUAGACUGACUGCCAUAAUGUUAAAAUUUGCUUUUAAAACACAGAAGUCUACCAAGAACCUGUUUGUGGCUAAAUGUCGAGUGGAAGGAUGUGCAUGGAUGGUUAGAGCGAGCGUGAAGAAUGAGGCAUCCACUUUUUGGGUGACAAAAUAUGUGAAAGACCACACAUGUUCAAUAGCCCAUCGAAUGGCUCACCGUGGGAAGUCUACUCCUAAGUAUAUUGACCAGCUUUUUAUAAGCUAUUUCGGCAUAAUUGAUGGACUUACACCAGAACAUGUCAGGGUUUCAAUGAAGCAUAUGUUUAGCAUCAGGAUGGAUUACACUACCUCUUACAGAUCUUUGAUAUAUGCCCAACAAUUGGUCAGAGGAACAGCUGAAGAUGGAUAUGCGAGUCUACCAGCUUACCUACAUUCAGUGAACAAAGCCAAUCCGGGAGCUGUAUCAGUUCUUCAUGUAGAUUCGAAUAACAAAUUCAAAUAUCUAUUUCUCGCAUUUGGAGCAUCGAUUGGUGGUUUUCAGUACAUGAGAAGAGUUAUUGUGGUUGAUGGCUGUCAUCUAACAGGGAAAUACGAGGAUGGUUAUCCUUUGGUGAUAGUUUCUGACAGACAUAUUUCUAUUAAGAAAGCUUGUGAAACUAUUUUCCCAUGGGCAAAACGAGGGAUCUGCUACUACCAUCUACAACAUAACAUAGUAACAAAGUUUAGGGGGAAGCAGCUGUUGUACUUGGUUAAACGUGUGGCUUAUGCUUACAACCUCUAUGACUACAACCGGUACAUGGCGGAGCUGAGACAGAUCAAGACUGACCUUGCUGACUAUUUGGAAGAAGCCGAUGUCUCUCUUUGGUCCCAAGUUCAUUUUGUUGGAGACAGAUACAAUAUUAAGACUAGCAAUGUUGCAGAGUCUAUAAAUGCUGCACUUAAGAAGGCCCGUGGCUAUCCCAUUUCAUUCCUCUUGGAUUUCAUCCGAGAGAAGCUCGGUCGGUGGUUUUUAAAACGCAGAGAGGAUGCUUUGAGUCUCACAACACAUAAUACUCGGGGAGUGGAGUAUUUGCUGGCGAUUCGUGGACAUUAUGCAGAUGCAAUGGAGGUGGACCGAAUUGACACUUGGAGAUACUAUGUGAAAGGAGGAACCAGGAAUUGUAUUGUUGAUUUGGAACAUGGAAUGUGUGAAUGUGGUGUGUUUUACAUCGAGAAGAUCCCAUGUUCACAUGCUAUUGCAGCUGCCUUAGCCGGUGGGAUAUCUGUGGAUUCUCUUGUAUGUCCGACUUACUCAAAAAACUACUUGUUUGCAGCAUACUCUGCCAACAUAUAUCCCCAAAUCUCAGAGGUCCAAGGAGGCCCAACUUCAAUAUGUCUGCCACCAGACAUUCGCCGUGCACCAGGCAGACGGAAGAAGUCUCGGUGGCAAUCAUGGCUAGAAAUUGCUAGGAGGAAAAGCAAGAAGCCAAGGAAGCUGCACAAAGUAUACAGCUGCUCCCAAUGCAAACAACCUGGUCAUACCCUACCGAAUUGUGUAAGUUGA